This is a messenger RNA of Toxorhynchites rutilus septentrionalis, 525 nucleotides long. RefSeq lists its product as uncharacterized. Bases 1 to 525 code for a protein of 174 amino acids. NCBI's taxonomy places the organism in Eukaryota, Metazoa, Arthropoda, Insecta, Diptera, Culicidae. The transcript has 2 exons. The record is from RefSeq and is a predicted model, not a curated record.
AUGUGGGAGGUUGAUGACUUCGAUGUUGGGAAGGCCCUGAAGGAAAAGGAAGUGAAACAUCACUUCACAAGAAACGUCGCAAGGAGCGGUGAUGGUCGCUACACUGUUCGUCUCCCACUUGAGUACAUCAAGUUUAUGGACGAGUACGUCAAUUUGGGACAUAUGGAAGUGGCCUUACGCGUCGCGGGCGCGCAGUUCUUCUUGCCGCAUCACGUCAUCCAUCGUCCGGAAAGCAGCACCACUAAGGCCCGUAUCGUUUUAGAUGCCAACAGCAAAGCAACUGUUCACCUAAACUACACGAUCUCACUGAACAAAUUGUUGCAGACUGGCCCCAUCGUACAACCACCACUGGUCUCGACGGUCAUCAAUUUCCGGAUGCCCAUAUUUGUUUUCACGGACGAGUUUCAGCAGAUCAUCUGGCGCCGAGACCCUUUGCAGCCAGUACAAACAUAUCAACUCAAAACGGUCACGUACGGGCUCACUAGUUCUUCUUACCAGGCAGUUGCAGUGCUCAACAUAGAGUAA